Molecule: messenger RNA, 2936 nt
Organism: Solea solea (common sole)
Lineage: Eukaryota; Metazoa; Chordata; Actinopteri; Pleuronectiformes; Soleidae
Product: macoilin
Exons: 12
Coding region: 124-2070 (648 amino acids)
Biological process (GO): neuronal signal transduction
Cellular component (GO): rough endoplasmic reticulum membrane
Source: RefSeq, a predicted model, not a curated record
UGCGCAGAGCUGCUCCGCUCUCCUGUAUCUGUUCCCAGACAUCAUCAUCAUCAUCAGCAGCAGCAGCAUCAUCGUCACAGCAGCAGCAGCAGCAGCGGUUGCGGAGGGAGAGGAAGCCAUAAGAUGAAGAAACGCUAUGUGGACGCGAGCAAGCUACGGAAAAUGAAGAAGCUGAGGCUGACGGAGAAGCUGUCUGAGAGUGCGUACACCUUCCUGAAGUUCAUGAUGAUGUGGACCCUGGUGCUGCUGGCAGACUUCAUCCUUGAAUUCAGACUGGAGUACCUGUGGCCCUGCUGGCUCUUCUUUGGCAGCGUAUACACCACUUUCCACUGCCAUGGCCUGGUGAUUUGUGUUGUUUUUGUGUGUGCUGCCUUCACGCUGGACAUCUUUUGUUUGAUUUUCGUUCCUUUGCACUGGCUGUUCUUUGUGGCCAGCACCUACGUGUUAUUCAAUUACAUAUGGCACACAGAGAAGGGCAUCUGUAUAUCCACAGUGUCCCUGUGGAUUCUGCUCGUGUACACAGAGGCUUCACUUCGACUUAAAGACCUCAAAUCCUCUCACGCCAACCUGUCUCAUCUUUUUGCUGCACACUGCAUUGGAUAUCCUGUCGUAUACCUGGGCUUUGACGCCACCUGCUACUUCACCAACAUCUUCAAGCUGCGCAUACAGAAGGCCGUUCAGAGCGAGAACGACUUCCACAUGCACCUGCUGCAGCACUCGCUCCCUCCAGGCCUGCAGGGUCUCCCCAAGACUGGCACAGACGGCAGCAGCGGCUCAAAAUGGAAGACAAAGCCUGAGUCGAGUCAGUAUCAGUGUCAGAACGGUGCCGUCGUGGCUCACGAUGACGCUCACAUCGUGGACUGCCUCCAGAUCCGCAGCGACGAGAGAACGCCAGAAAAGGCAGCGCCGGAGGUGAAAUCCACCGAGACAAACCGGCGGACGUUGCCGUCGUCGUCGUCCAAACACAGCCCCAGUGAGUCCAGAGAUGUGGUCCACAGUGGUGCGGGAGGAGCGGAGUCCUCCACAAGCACAGAACAUCUACCUCAAGAGGAGCAAGGAGGCAAAGGCACGCGGGCGGCCAAAAGCUCCUCGCCAAAGGCCCGCAGAAGCAGCACAAACACUCCUUCUCCACCUGCAACGAGGACCGAGAAGAAACAGAGGUCCUCAAAAACGGUCAGCCCGAACCGGGACGCGACAGACAAGUGUGCCACAGCGACUCAGAACCACAACACCGAGCAGAUCAGCAAGCUGGAGCAGGAGCUGAAGAAGCUGAAGGGCGAGCUGCAGACGAGCAGGCAGAGCGAGCAGGAGCUGCGGAGUCACAUCUGCAACCUCACCAACAGCGAGAGGAGCCUGAGACCGGAGGUUUCCCUCCUCAGACAGUCCAACAUGCUGCUGCAGAGCAAGAUCCUGUGUUUGUCAAAGAACAAGCAGCGGGACAAGCAGAGCAGCGUGAUGCUGGAGAAGAAGAUGAGAGCGGAGACGGAGGCCAGACUCUGUGCCGAGAAGCAGCUGGCCGAACUCCAGGCUCAGAAACUGGAGGAGGCGGCAAACGCAGCACGGAGCCUGACAAACAGGCAGGAACACUGUGAAACCCAAAUGUUAAGGAAAAGGGUUAAAGAUCUAGAGACAGAGUACAAACAACUACAGCUGGAGUAUCAAGUGAAAGAGAAUCGGGUGGUAGAUCUAGAGGGUGAUGUUGAGGCUUUGGGGAAGUACCGCUGUGUGGAGAAAGAGACAGACAUGCUGCUGUCCACUCUGUCAGCCAUGCAGGAGAAAGCUCAGCAUCUGGAGUACAACUUGAGCGCCGAGACCCGCAUCAAACUGGACCUGUUCUCCGCUCUGGGAGACGCACGCAGGCAGCUGGAAAUCGCUCAAGAUAAAAAGCUGAAGCAGGACCGGGAAAUCAGCGAGAUGAAGCAGAAGAUUGCAGAGGUGAUGGCCGUCAGCCCCGGCGUGUCCUACAUGGCUCCUCGGCCUCCGGUGCCGCAGUAUCUCACCAAGUUACUCAACUCUGAGCGCUACAUGCUGAACCCUCGAGCACUGAUGUACCAGUGUCUGAAGAAAUAGACGAACGCCAGGAAGGAGGUUUUCUUAAAAAAAACACACAAAAAACAACACACACAGAUUUUUUUGAAAUCACAGAGCUAAACGACAUCUUCUUCCAGCGUACGAGUGGGAACCAGAACGGAGUCUAAUGCCUUUUAGUCGGCACUGACGGUGCUAAACGUUGACUCGUUUGAUUCUGUACAUUUUCACGUUUUCUCUCUCGACGACGCUCGACGACGUGUGAUAUGCAUAGCUACUGUCGGCCGCAGUUUAACAUGUAAAGAAACCUUACGGCCUAACGGUGUAAAUCAUCAGAUGCAACAGAGGAGAAAAGAAAAAAAGCACAACGUCUCUCUACAAGUUCAGACACUUGGAGCUUUGGUGACAUUAAAAUCCGGUGCUGGGAUCAGGCAAUUUUUACUAACGAGACCGAAACAGAAGAGAAGAGUAAACAACUCAUUUCCUAACAGCCAUAGAUGUUCUGUCCAAACAAAGCUGGACCCCAAUCAAUCUGCCUCUGCUUCUGCCUCUCUCUCUCUCUCUCUCUCUGUCUCUCUCUCUCACCUCGGCGGUCCAAAUGAUCAGAAAAUAAGAAUGAAUUCUUUACCAAUGAUUUGUGGAUAUUUGAGUUAUAAAUAUUCCCACACUGACAAUUUUACCCCCACAGCAGCUUUAAAAGACAUUUACUUUUUUACUGGCAUGUAAAAUGAUUCAUUAUCAUGUCACCACAGUCUCAUCCUGUGUGUUGUUACUGAUACAAGGUCUUAAAAGAAGGGGUUUUUUGAUUGUUGACCACAGAAUUAUCUUGACCUGCAGUGACGCAAAUUAUUUUUUUACGCAUUUGUUAGAAGAAAAUCAUCUAAUGGGCACAUGCUUAUAUAUAUAUA